Dermatophagoides pteronyssinus (European house dust mite) is the source of this 2374-nucleotide messenger RNA. RefSeq names its product unc-112-related protein-like. Gene Ontology annotation, biological process: cell-matrix adhesion; integrin-mediated signaling pathway. Lineage: Eukaryota; Metazoa; Arthropoda; Arachnida; Sarcoptiformes; Pyroglyphidae. The record is from RefSeq and is a predicted model, not a curated record. Gene Ontology annotation, molecular function: integrin binding. Gene Ontology annotation, cellular component: cell-substrate junction.
CAUUCAUUCAUUCGGCAUCGUUGAAAGCACAAAAUCGUUGAAAUCAUUUUCCUCAUCAAACCAAGAAUUUGUUUUUUGUUUUGCUAAAAAUACCAAAAAGUUCAUCAAAAGUUCUGUUUGUUUCUGCAGCCUUUGACCUUUUUGAUUUGAUCACUAAAAACACAAUGUUAACACAUGGUCUACUCAAUGAUGGCUCUUGGGAGCUAAGAAUUUUCGUCACCGAUCUUAAAAUUGAAAAAAGACUUCGUGCUAAAGGUGACUGGCACAUUGGUGGUUUAAUAUUGAAACUUGUUGAAGAACUCGAUGUGGCAGCUGAUUGGUCUGAUCAUGCAUUAUGGUGGCCAAUGAAAAAUCAAUGGCUAAAACGUACCCGCACAACAUUGGAUCAGGCCGGUAUCCAAGCCGAUACCUUAUUGCAUUUCACACCCAUGCAUAAAAAUCUUCGUGUUCAAUUGCCCGAUCUUCGUUAUGUUGAUUCACGGGUUGAUUUUUCAAUACCGACAUUCAACGCUGUCGUUCAACUUUGUGAUGACCUGGGCAUUCGUCACCCAGAAGAAUUAUCCUUUUCGCGACCACUGAUAAUGGCGCAUUUGAAACAAAACUAUCCCAAUCUGGAUAUAUCACCAUUACAACGACAAUUCGAUCAGAUUGGUCCCAUUGCACAGAAUGAAAAUACAUUGAAUCAACAGACCAAUGUUAGCACAUUGACUCGUGCAAUGAGUGCCCAGCCAUUCGUUGAUUUUGCACCAUCAUCCAAUGCAAACGGACAUACUGGUCCCAUUGUUGCUACCGCUCGAAAUCAUCCGAUUGAAAAGCCCAGUUAUUUGUAUCCAGUGGAAGCAGUCAAACCAACGUUGAUGACAAGUCCGGUUACACCGAGUGCCGAAGGAAAAGCCACUCUGCUACGUCCAAAAUCCUUGAUUGAAAAAGCAAGACUCAACGCCGGUUGGUUGGAUUCCAAUCUUUCGAUCUAUGAACAAGGUGUUCGUGAAUUUGAUUUAUUAUUACUUCGUUUUAAAUAUUACAAUUUUUAUGAUUUGAAUCCCAAAUUGGAUGCUGUUCGCAUCAAUCAACUAUACGAACAAGCAAAAUGGUCAUUGAUCACCGAAGAAUUAGAUUGCACCGAAGAAGAAAUGUUUCUAUUCGCCGGACUUGAAUUACAAAUCAACAUUUUGGCAUUGAAUCCGGAUCCAAACGAUCAAUACUUGGAAGUGAAUGAUGAUAUUGAUGCUGCAUUGGAUGAAUUGCAAUUAACAUUAGAGGGAUCAUCCAAUCCCAUCCAAUAUUACUAUCAACAAUCAAACGGAGCAUCAUCAAUCAACUAUGCCGGCUAUUCCGAUAUACCCGAGUUAUCCGGAUUCCUUCGAUUCGCUAAACAUAAAUUAUUCACAUUGAAAAACUUCAAACGUUAUUAUUUCGUGCUGAAAGAUACUAAUCUAAAAUUAUACAAGAGUAUCGAAGACCGUCAAGGAUCACCGGCAUUCAUCAUCAAUCUGAAAGGAUGUGAUAUAACACCCGAUUUGAAUGUUACCCAAAAUAAAUAUGGCUUCAAAAUACACAAUUAUAAUGAUGAUGGUAACACCAAUGAAUAUUGGUUACGCUGUGAAUCGGAAAAACAAUAUGCUGAAUGGAUAACGGCUUGUCGCUUAGCAACCAAAGGUCGUACAAUGGCUGAUGCCUCAUAUCGUACCGAAGUACAAACUACCAGAGAUUUCCUCAAAAAACAACAAUAUUCUGGAUCACCAGUCAUGCCCACACAAUCCAAUCAAAUUGCAAUCAACCCUGAUGAUUAUAUUGCCAUGAGAUUUUUACGACGACGUGAUCAACAUGUAACCAACAGAAUCUAUGAAUCGCAUGCAAAUUUCAAAUCAAUGCCAUCCUUACAAUGUAAAUUAAAUUAUAUCCGAGCAUGGCAGGCAUUACCCAAAUUCGGGCUUUCAUUUUUUGUGGUCCAUUUUCUGAAUACCAAACGAGAGGAAAUCCUUGGCAUCGCUCCAAAUCGUCUAGUUCGUAUUGAUAUGCAUACUGGUGAUACAAUUCGUACAUGGCCAUAUGCACGCAUGAAGUCGUGGAACGUUAAUUGGGAAAUUAAAAAAUUAUGCGUCGAAUUCGACGAUGAAAUGCUCGAAUUCGAAUGCCUGAGUGCCGAUUGUAAGGUUCCCCAUGAAUUUAUUGGCGGCUAUAUCUUCUUAUCGAUGCGUUCGAAAGAACAUAACCAGACCUUGAAUGAAAACCUAUUCUUCAAAUUGACCAGUGGUUGGAUUUGAACAGACAACAUCAAUAUACUCCCAAUUCACCUCAUUCAAAAAGAAAUCGAUCCAUUUAAUCAUAAGUGAAAUUGUUUCAAUAAUAAAAGCCAAUUCAUUUAUCCUGA